GUUGUGCACUUCUGGUCUAACGACAAGGCUAUGGUCGAUAGUAACGGGAAUAGUCAAAGGCGUCAUCACUUCGACUUCCUAUGUGGUUGGGGUGCGGGAUGUAUCGAGACCUGUAUACUUUUCCCUUCGAGCAAGGUGAUCUUUCGUCAACAGUUGCAUGGAUUCUCGGCAAAAGUCGCCUAUUCACAGUUGAAGUCGGAAGGGAUUGGGAAACUCUAUCGUGGACUUCUACCACCUCUUAUUAUGCGCACAUCCUCACGUGCCUUGAUGUUCGGUCUCUAUGAUGAAUUCCAAUCUAUCCUGAAAUGCCCGUAUUCUCCACCGAAUACAUCGUUCACUGUGUCUGGACUAUGCGAAGCAUCGCUCUGUCCUCUUGAGCGCGUCCAGGUGCUGCUCCAGACAUCUGCUUAUCACGAUCAUUUCAAGAACACUGCUCAAGCUCUACGUGCUCUGAAAGCUUACGGAUAUUGUGAAUAUUAUCGGGGAAUAUCCGUCGUACUAGCAAGGAACAGUUUGUCUAACGCAAUUUUUUUCACUCUUAAGGAACCUUUUAAGAAAAUGGUGACCGAAUUGAGUCCUUCGAUCAAUCGAACAGCAACUCAGUUGGUCGCUGACUUUAUCUCCGGUGCUGUUCUCGGUGCCUUUAUUUCCACAAUGUUCUUCCCAGUGAACGUCGUGAAAAAUCAUAUGCAGAGCAAGGUUGGUGUACCAUAUGAGAACCCAAUUCAUGUUUUUUAUGAAGUAUGGGGAGAACGGCAGAAAUCCAUUCGCGGACUCUAUCUUGGUGUUCACCUUAAUUUUACACGUUCACUGUUGGCAUGGGGAAUUACGAACACUGUUUAUGAACUGUUUCGUCGGACACUACAGCCCUACGAAGGUGAAAGUUGA
This is a messenger RNA of Angiostrongylus costaricensis, 888 nucleotides long. The record is from the annotation of a GenBank genome assembly. Lineage: Eukaryota; Metazoa; Nematoda; Chromadorea; Rhabditida; Metastrongylidae.